Molecule: messenger RNA, 2268 nt
Organism: Klebsormidium nitens
Lineage: Eukaryota; Viridiplantae; Streptophyta; Klebsormidiophyceae; Klebsormidiales; Klebsormidiaceae
Source: the annotation of a GenBank genome assembly
GGCGCAAGCUUGCUUUAAUGUGGCUUUAAUAGGCUCGUAGAGGAGUUCGUUGUGAUGAUGUGCGUCUUCAUGUAGGCAUGGGGUUUGGUCCUUGAACUCAGCGACCGCUGCUCAAGAAACUGUGGGCCAGCGAUGCGGCGCCCCAUUCUGUUGAGAAAGAUGGGGCUCCACUUGGAUCGCUGGAGGAACGCCUAUCCCUUUGUGGUUGUGCUCUGCGUUUUCCUUUUGACUUUGAGUUUCCUGAUAGCUGUGAAGGGCCAGGAAGCAAGUCCGGAUGUGGAUGAUGGGUUGCCAAGAGAAGAGGCUUUGGCGUUGGCUGUGACAAGACCGGAGAGCACCCUCCUAGUUGCCGUCCUCGAUGGUUCACUCCACGCCCUUGACGCCGACACGGGCGAGCUUAAGUGGUCCUUCUCUAGUGGACCGCCCCUGGUGUCAGCUUCACGGAGGCACAAUGCAGUGCAGCGUGCGGAUGAGGACAGGCUGGGAGAGCCGGCGGAGAGCGAGAAGGUGGAGGAAGAAGAGGAGGGGAUGGUGUUUCCAGGGGCGGACGGCGCUCUGUAUGCGUACAGGCGGGGCCACGGAGUGCAGAAGCUGCCCAUCACCGCGCGAGAACUGGUCCAGGCGUCCCCCUCCAUGACGCAUGACGGGGGCAUCGUGGUCGGCGCACGGCAGUCCACCGUCUUCAUGGUCGACGCCGCCUCCGGGAAGCUGCUCAAGAAGUUUGACGCCAGCACCGGGACGUUUGAGGCCGUCGAUGGAGGCGAUCUGACGGCUCCGGAUGAUUUGAAAGUGGGGGAGGUGGACGAGUGCAUUUACGUGGGGGAGCAGGAGGAGCUCGAGCAGCCGGACCAUGCAGACAGGGCGGCCGAGGUGGCGGCGGAGGGGCCGUCCGGCAUGAGCUGCCAGCACCGCCCCCUCUUCGUCGUGCGCACCGACUACAACGUCAAGUCCAUGGACGCCGUCUCCGGCCUCGAGCGCUGGAACCUGAGCAUGGGCGAACUGUCGACGCUCUACAACCCGGCUGCCUGGCGUUUCCCGACCGGCAGCCUGCCCCCCCCGGUCGUAAAAGACGAGCCUCACAUACAGACGUCCACUGGUCGGGGGAGCAAAGUUUCUGACCCGAGCGUCGGGGCGGGGGCGGUCAAGGAGCUGCCGGAGGGGCGGGGGAUGAACCUGGAAGGUGGCCAGGACAAUUCGCUUAGAAGACUCGACUCGACUGCCGAGGGCGAGCAAUGGCGGGUCGUCUUCCCGGCCCCCCCGGUCGCCGUUUUCAGUCCCACCGGGGAGCUCCUUCAGGAGCUCGUCCCCAGCCGAAGAGGCCCUGCUGACAGGAGCCCGGGUUGGGGUAGACUCACUGGAAAAGCCAUGGCAGUGAGAGACAACCCAAAUACAGGGCCUCUCCAGUUGCCUGCGCCGAUCGUCGUCCAAGAGGAGCGAAAAGCGGAGGGAGUGCCCGGGGAUUGUAACCCGGGGGAUUGGUGGUGCUCUUCUCCGGUUUCUUCUUUCAACUCCGGAGGGGGAGGGGAGAGGGGCGGCGAGGUCGGUCGGAAACGGGAACCGGGUUGGUUAGGCGCGGUUACGAGUGCGGUUUCGUACGUGUUAGUGGUGGUCGUCGUAGGGUUGGGGAGCUGGUACGGGCGCUCGGCGUAUGGGUUGUGGCUCGAGCGGAAGGGUAAGAACGAGAAUGGGGGGGUGGUUUCGGAGGCGAAGAAGACCCCCAAGAAGAAGAAGGCGCGGAAGAAUCCUUCUGGGGGGAACGAUGCGGCUGCAAACGGGACGCACUCGGGGGAGGGAAAGGAGCUAACUAUUAGCGCACGGAAGGAGGGGGGAGGGUUAACGGAUGGGUUAAGGGUGGGUCGGUUGAAAGUUAGCAGCAAAAUUAUAGGUUACGGAAGUCACGGGACGCUUGUUUUGGAAGGCGAGCUGGAGGGGCGCCAGGUCGCGGUCAAGCGGCUGCUGGGGCAGUUCUACGAGAAGGCCACGAAAGAGAUUGCCAACCUAGUUAUCUCGGACGAGCACCCGAACGUCGUCCGGUGCUACGCGAUGGAAGAAGACGGCGACUUUGUGUACGUCGCCCUCGAGCGGUGCAAGCUCAGCGUGUUUGAUCUGAUCCAGGGGGACGAAACGCCUGCCAGCGGCGACCCCCCGGCGAGCCGAGCACCUCCGGGGGGGUGCGAAAUGGCAGGGCCCGGAGGGGGGCGAAAGGGGAGGAGUGGGUCCUUUGGGACGAACGGGAUCGCCCCACGGAAACGCUGCAGCGGCUGUUGA